Diorhabda sublineata is the source of this 2061-nucleotide messenger RNA. Its product is annotated as putative tricarboxylate transport protein, mitochondrial. The record is from RefSeq and is a predicted model, not a curated record. The coding region runs from base 209 to 1159 and encodes 316 amino acids. Gene Ontology annotation, biological process: mitochondrial citrate transmembrane transport. The transcript is spliced from 6 exons. NCBI's taxonomy places the organism in Eukaryota, Metazoa, Arthropoda, Insecta, Coleoptera, Chrysomelidae.
UAUUAUGUUGUUUUAAGUGACAACAUAUUUUGGCCGCAUUAAAUUCAAAUUAAUGUAAAUAGAUGCUGUUUUAGUUUACAUUUACGUUUUAUUAAUUAAAGAACACAAAUACACAUAUUUUUUUAUAGUUUUUGAGUAAAUUCACAACUGGCAACACCUGAAAGACAAUAGUUUUCACCAAAAACAAGAUUUUUAGAAACGAAUAAAAAUGAGUCCAUCAGUUCCCACUACAUUUGUUUACCCAUUCAAGAGGCCUUGGCUGAAAGAUUCCAGUGCUGCCGCGCCUGCUGGCUCUGGAAAUAUAGGCCUGAAAGGAAUAGUAGCAGGUGGUAUUACUGGUGGAAUAGAAAUAUGUAUAACUUUCCCCACAGAAUACGUAAAGACACAACUCCAGUUAGAUGAAAAAGGAGAGAGGAAAAAAUAUAAUGGAAUAGUUGAUUGUGUUAAGAAAACUGUCAAGGGUCAUGGGUUUUUUGGACUCUACCGAGGACUUAGUGUUUUAUUAUAUGGAUCCAUACCAAAAAGUGCAGUUAGGUUUGGUGCCUUUGAAUCAUUUAAAAAACGGAUGCAAAAAAGUGAUGGUACUCUGACAGUACCCGGAAGGUUAUUAUGUGGAUUAGGUGCUGGUAUGUGUGAAGCAGUAUUGGCGGUAACUCCAAUGGAAACUGUCAAAGUGAAAUUUAUUAAUGAUCAAAGGUCUCAAACGCCUAGGUUUAAGGGUUUCUUCCAUGGAGUAGGCAUGAUUGUAAAAGAAGAAGGUAUUGGUGGUGUAUAUAAAGGAGUAACGGCGACGAUAAUUAAACAAGGAUCCAAUCAAGCGAUACGAUUUUUUGUAAUGGAAACUUUGAAGGAUUUAUAUAAAGGAGGUGACCGUGACAAGAAGAUUCCAAAACUUGUUGUAGGUGCAAUGGGUGGUUUUGCAGGUGCUUGUUCGGUGUACGGGAAUAACCCCAUCGAUGUCGUAAAAACCAGAAUGCAAAGUUUAGAGGCUAAAAAGUACAAAAAUACAUUAGACUGUGCCAUGCAGAUUCUUAAAAAUGAGGGAGUAACGGCGUUCUACAAGGGUACCGUUCCCAGAUUGGGAAGAGUAUGUCUUGAUGUUGCUAUUACUUUUAUGAUCUAUGACAGCAUUAUGGACUUAUUUAACAAAUAUUGGUAAAAAAGGUGGACAUGUAUUUUUAUUGACGUGUUAAGUAAAAUUUCACAAUAUUUAUGUUAACUUUAUAUUUCUAUAAUAAUUUUUAAACAUUUAAACAAUAUUUACUUGACCCAGAUCAAGUUUUAACAAAUGUAUAUGUACAUUGCGAAAAAUUUUUGGUUUUGAUAAAAAAUAUACGAGAACAACAAAGUUGCGACACUUAUUUUGUUUAUUUCAUUUGAGUUAAGUCAAUUCUUUAGAAUAUUAUACAAGUUAUUGAUCCCUUUUAAUAGUUAGUGUCAUAUAUUCUUAAAAUGUUUAUUAUUCAUGUGCCUUUUAUUAUUUGUUAUUGCUAUGGAUAAAACAGUUCUUUUCUCAGUUUAUUCCUCACUUCCAACUCUGCCAAUUCUUCUAGGAACCUCCCUAUAUGCAAUCCAAAAUUGGUUUGUACUAUUAAUUCAAGAAAUAAAAGAGUUAUUAUUCAUAAUUUUGACGUUUUUCUAAAUACUUUCAUUUUCUAUUCUUUCAUGCCCACUAAAUCAAUCUUAAAUUUUAUUUUCUAUAUUACUUUCUCUUCAUAAUGUGUUGUCUUUUGUUAUUUUCAAUGUUGUUUGUUUUAAAUUUACAAAAAAUAAUUAUUGAUAAUUCCAUUCUAUUCACGAGUAGUUCUUAUGAUUUCUCAUCGCAGAAUAAUUAUUAACUCAGUUAUGUAAGAAGAUUUUGACUGAAUCGUUUGUCAUGACCCGUUCAAUUUCUCUUGAUACUCUCGUAUAUAUCACAAAUAUUUUUUUCGCAACCAGUAUUGGAAUCAACUACUGAACUUAUCCUAAUACUUUUUAUUUUUAAUUAUAAUAUUUAAAGGUCAUAAUUCAUCUGUUUGAUGCCGUUUGAUAUCUUUAACGUUUUAUAAAUCAUUAAACAGU